Messenger RNA from Medioppia subpectinata, 629 nucleotides. The record is from the annotation of a GenBank genome assembly. NCBI's taxonomy places the organism in Eukaryota, Metazoa, Arthropoda, Arachnida, Sarcoptiformes, Oppiidae.
AAUAUAUGCCUCAAUAGACGUGGCAUUCAAACCAAUUCCUAUUAUAUCGAUAACACAAGACUUUUACUUCAAUAUAAGUUUCCAUUGAGUGAAAUAAUUAUUGACUUUUACGACGAGUUAAAGUCUGUCACUUCGGGUUACGCCUCGUUUGACUACGAAGACAGUGGCUAUGAGAGCACCAAAUUAGUCAAACUUGAUGUACUUCUUAAUGAUAAACCUGUCGAUGAAUUGUCUCUUCUGGUGAGUGCGUUGAGAGCCAAAACAUACGGCAAGAAUAUAUGCCUUAAGCUGAAGGACAGUCUAAAGAGACAACAAUUCAAAAUCAAAAUCCAGGCCGCGAUCGGAGGCAAGAUUGUGGCGCGAGAGGACAUCAAAGCCUAUCGAAAGGAUGUGACCGCAAAGCUAUACGGAGGCGACACAACCAGAAGAGACAAACUAUUGCAACGCCAGGCAGAGGGCAAACGUAGACUCAGAAGAAUCGGAAACAUUGAAAUCACUUCCGAGACACUAAUCAAUGUCUUUAAGAAAUGAUCACUUCUUUACAUCUCUAGUCUAUUUACUGAUUAAUCCAUUUUUACAAUCUAUUAGUCAUUUUGUUGUAAUUAUAACAAAUAAGAUAACAAUUUAGU